Nematolebias whitei (Rio pearlfish) is the source of this 587-nucleotide messenger RNA. Its product is annotated as probable E3 ubiquitin-protein ligase HERC1. NCBI's taxonomy places the organism in Eukaryota, Metazoa, Chordata, Actinopteri, Cyprinodontiformes, Rivulidae. The record is from RefSeq and is a predicted model, not a curated record.
AUGGACCUUAUUGUCGUGAGGAGAUCGCUGGGAAAGGACCGCUCCUACCCCAGUGUCGGAGGCAUCUACCUCCAAGAUGAACUGGUGCAUAGGGUCCGGAUGGCAAAGGAUGGGCGCAGAGGAAAAGAGAGACUUGAGUCUUGUGAAGGCGGUCUCGGCCUCUGGGGUCCAAUGAAAGGCACGGGCAGUAGAGAAGCUCAGCAGCGUCUCCUCCUGGUGACAGUGUUUGCAUUGAGCGUUCGGUAUCAACCUGCAGAUGUCUCCCUGGCCAUCUCCAGCGGGCUUCUUAAUGUUCUGUCUCAGCUGUGUGGCACAGAGACCAUGCUGGGUCAGCCUCUCCAGCUGCUGCAAAAACCUGGAGUUUCCCAGCUGAGCACCGCCCUAAAGGUGGCCUCCACCCGCCUGCUACAGAUCCUGGCUAUCAGCACUGGGACGUAUGCAGACAAGCUAAGUCCCAAAGUGGUCCAGUCCCUGUUGGACCUGCUCUGCAGCCAGCUGAAGAACCUGCUGUCUCAGGCUGGCGUGAGUCAUUUGUCUGCUGGGAAGGAUCAAGAAGACACCAAGCAUGACGACACCACUGACUCAGA